AUGGCGCAGUGGGUUCCGAAAACUGCGUGGAAGGUGUCAAACCUCAACAAGCGGUAUGGCGCGCCGUACGUAGCGAAAGGGUACGCGUCACUAGACCCGAGAUGUAGUCUGGAUGCCUACUCGUCGUUACAGCAGACAGUGACUUCAGCGGAUGUGAAGAAAGUACUGCUCUCUAUCGACUGUACCUCCCCUGGUGCCGUCGUGAUUGACGUGCGCAGCGAACCAGAGAGGCGACUGCGGCCACUUAUGUCCCCUGCGAUAGUAGCGCUACAUCCGCACGACAUCUUGUCGGGUGCGGCGUGUCCUAUUCUGCCAUCGAACAAGGAAAGGGCAGAGAUGUUUGUAGUGGCCUCGGAGGCCCAGCGUGCGGUGAACGCUUGCACUGCACUGAGACGGUGGGGUUUCUCGCGCGUGACCGCGGUCAGCGUCGACGCUGUGUCGGAGGCGAUUGCAAUGGUGCAGAAGCCGGCGGGCACAGCUACGAGCAGCUCCACAAAAAGCUGA
Molecule: messenger RNA, 504 nt
Organism: Leishmania mexicana MHOM/GT/2001/U1103
Lineage: Eukaryota; Euglenozoa; Kinetoplastea; Trypanosomatida; Trypanosomatidae
Exons: 1
Coding region: 1-504 (167 amino acids)
Source: RefSeq, a predicted model, not a curated record